Molecule: messenger RNA, 1110 nt
Organism: Penicillium verrucosum
Lineage: Eukaryota; Fungi; Ascomycota; Eurotiomycetes; Eurotiales; Aspergillaceae
Product: homoserine acetyltransferase family protein
Exons: 6
Coding region: 1-1110 (369 amino acids)
Biological process (GO): biosynthetic process
Molecular function (GO): acyltransferase activity, transferring groups other than amino-acyl groups
Source: RefSeq, a predicted model, not a curated record
AUGUCACAAGAGCAAUAUGAAACUUUCAAGCUUGGAGACUGGGAGCUCCAGAGCGGACAGAAAAUCGAGGAUGCUCAUAUCGCAUACAAGACAUUCGGCGACCCCAAUCUUCCAGCAAUCGUCUAUCCAACUUGGUUUUCCGGAGCUCUCUCCGAUAACUUCUGGUUGAUCGGAGACGACAAGCUCCUAAACCCGAAGAAUUUCUUCAUUAUAGUUCCAGCCCUGUUCGGAAAUGGCCAGUCCUCCUCUCCAUCCAACCAGCCGAGUCCCGGCCCAUUCCCAAAGGUGUCGUUUUACGAUAAUGUGCGGGCGCAGUAUGAGCUUGUUACCAAACAUCUGGGCAUCACGCAUUUGCACGCCGUUAUUGGUUGGUCUAUGGGAGGAGCUCAGGCUUUCCAAUGGGCAACGCAGUAUCCUGACUUCAUGGAUAUUGUGGUCCCCUUUUGUACGGCUGCGAAAACUUCAUUGCACAAUCAGGUCUUCCUUGAGGGAGUCAAAAGCUCCUUGAUUGCGGUGAAGAAGAGCCGAUCUGCGGGAUCGGGGGAGAUUGGUCUCAAUAGAGAGACGGCCGAAGCGCAUGAUUGGACAGCUGAAGAGAAGGAUGUUGGCCUCAAGGCAUUGGGCCGUGUGUAUGCUGGAUGGGGAUUUAGUCAGGCUUUUUAUCGACACAAGUUGUAUGAAACCGCGCUGGGUUUCAAGGGACUUGAAGACUUCAUGGUCAACUUCUGGGAGAAAUGGGCUUGUUCCAAAGAACCCGAAAAUCUGCUAGUCUUGAUCCAAACUUGGCAAAUUGGUGAUGUCUCUCAGCAAGAGCCAUAUAAUGGGGACUUUGAGAAGGCGAUGGCAUCCAUCAAAGCAAAAAUGCUGGUUUUGCCGUCAAAAACCGAUCUCUACUUUCCACCUGAAGACUCGGAGUACGAGGUUUCUUGUAUGAAGCCAGGUAUUGGAACACUGGAUAUCUUCCCUUCGAUCUGGGGUCAUUGGGCAGGAGGUCCAGGCAAUAGUACGGAGGAUGUUAAAUGGCUUGAUAACAAGCUCUCCCAAUUUUUUGCAAACGAAGGUGAUGGGGUCAGUUCUCUGGCCGAGAAGCCCAAAAGCACCCUCAAUUAA